Cydia strobilella is the source of this 420-nucleotide messenger RNA. RefSeq lists its product as uncharacterized. The coding region runs from base 1 to 420 and encodes 139 amino acids. The record is from RefSeq and is a predicted model, not a curated record. NCBI's taxonomy places the organism in Eukaryota, Metazoa, Arthropoda, Insecta, Lepidoptera, Tortricidae. The transcript has 2 exons.
AUGAUUCGCUACUUUCGUCUUUUAAGAGGCUGCAUCCAGCAGCAGCGAUCAAGUAGGAGCUUUAGUUCUAAAAUAGAAGCUAGUGAAAAUGAACCAAUCAAAUUCACCACAAGUGCUGCCGCUCAUAAGAAGACCAUUAGACCAGUUGCCAUAAAAUAUAAACCAUCAGACAUGCCAUGGUACCAACCCUAUUCCGUACUGGCCAGCAUAACUGUGUUUCUUAUCUACUUUUGCUUGUUGAGAGAAGAGAGUGAUGUAGAUUUAGAAUUUAAUAAAACCCUUUAUGAAAGGAUAAAGGGCUUGGAAAAGGAACAGUUGUUGCAGUCAUAUAGAUAUAAUAAAGAAAAUGGCCUAAGUGUUGAAGCAAUAGAGGAGAGGCUAAAGCAGCUCGAGCUUGAGGAGGCCAAGGCAGUAGCAUAA